UGCGUUUAAUUAGUAAAUUUCUCCUAGGUGAGAAAAUGUGAAAAAUGGCGGAGAAAAAGCAAGGCAGAACAAUUUCUAGUGGAAAACUGAACAAAACGUCCACGAGACCGACCCAAAAGGUAGCAACACAGAAUGUUACGUUCAGCGGUCCCAACGACGAGCAUGUGAAGCGUGGAAGCGAGAGACAGGGGGCGUUUCACGGCGGCGCUAGACCGAAAAGUAAAAAUUUGGCGUCAAGGCCGUCUCCAAGGGCAACGCCGGCCGGGCAGUCAGGAGCAAACAUGGAGAGAGCAUUGGUUCCGAAAGGAGAUCAGAGACUCAUGCCGGCUGCGAGGGGAGGUGGAGGGCAAGUUCAGAGGCAGCAAGGCCUCAUUGUUCCCAAAGGUUACACAGCAAGACCUGUUAUCCCAGCAAAGAAGGCGGAGCUGAUAUCUGUUGCCAGGGCGAUGAACGAUGACUUUGCAGGGAAGGUGAAAACUCUCUUUGAUCCCGAAAGAGAAGCUGCCCUAGCUGCUAUAAAGACAGGAGUUUACAUUGGAUGGAGGUGCCCAGAGUUCACAUGGGACUGUAUCAGAGUUGGUGACAUGUCCAAGUGCUUCUGUGGUCACCUGCUCAACCAGCAUGCACAAUACACAGGAAGGAGUGUGAAAGUCAAGUGUGCGAUGGGGGGCUGUGAGUGCAAAGCUUUUGCUUUUGUUCCUGGUCGUCCUGAGGAUGUGGGGGAGUUUUGGUUCCAGCGUCGGCGGGACUUCGACCCCAGCACCUGGAGAGCAAAGUGUCGCUGCAAACACUCCCAUGAUCAGCAUGCUCCCAAUGCUUACAAGCCAUGCAAGGCAAAGGGUUGUCGCUGCAGUCAGUUUGAGUCCAAUUUCCUGUGUGCAGCAUGUGACCGGCACUGGGAGGACCAUGAGACGUUCUUUGAGACUGAAGACAUGAGGAGACAGGGUGGGAUCCCUUGUGGUCAGGAAUACUUGCCCUUUGCAGAGAUGCCCGACCUUCGAAACAUCGUGCUUACAGGGAAAGAAGAUGAUGACAGCCCUUACAGAGCACUAACAGAAGGAGAGGGAGCCAUUCCAAGAGCCCUUCCCUUUGACAACAACACACCAGUACAGUUUGGUGGGCAGAAAAAGUCAGGCUUCAAACCAGUUUAUGACUGACUUCAUAAGUAACAUGCGUAGUCCAGUGGUUAGUGAUCCUGUCUGGACCAAGAAGUUGGAUCCCUACUGUUGUUGAGCAUUCCACUGUUCAUCCCACUUUUACUUUUCCCUCUCAGACUCAGAGUAGAAGAAGACCAUGAGAAUUGUAAAUAUGAGUACUGGUGUUACCUGUGUUUACCUUAAAGUUAUGAAAGAUGUUAUAUCUGGUUAGCUAUUCCAAAAGUAUCCUUGGAACCAACUCUCAAACAGGUAUUGCUUGCAAUUUUACUUACAUAGUCUUUCUUGUUGAAGUGAAAUCUGGCUCCCAUGCCUGAAAUGAAUUUCUAAAGGUCCCUACAGGGGUUGCUCAAACUCAAAUGUUUUAUAUGUUAUAUCUAUAUAUGAUUUUUCAAUUCCCAAAGUCUCUUAAAUUCUUUUAUAGCUAUUUUUUCUAAUGAUAUUCUGUUGAUUUGUGGGAAAAUUGCCCUUUUAUUACUACUUAAUAGGCUAAUUAGCUGAUUUUGAUUUAGUUUGUAUAUAAUGAACAAACUUGUAGCAUAUAUACAACAUGUAUAAUCAACUCUACUCUUAAAAUACAGUCCACUUUCGUAGUUGCACUACCAUUUCACAAGUACAUACUUGUACAUUCUGGCACACUAGUCAUUGCUGUUUGUGAAUAUUAGACAGAUGUAAAUGCAAGAUUGUCAAAGACAGAAUUAGUGAUACUUGCAUAUUAUAAAUAUGUUGAUCUCUUUAAAUUAUUACUCCUGAUGUUGUCUUAAAGAAAUGACAAAACUAUUAUAAUUAGAAAAUGACCACUUUGUAUAUAUAUGUGUAAAAGAAAAAAAUUCACCAUGCACAUGUACAUACUGUAAUAUCUAUAUUUGCAUUCAAGAUAUGAAGAGAUUGUUUCAUGUAGAUAGAUAUGUAAUUGUGAAUAUAUUUUUUUAUGAUGGCACAGAAAAAGCACUGUUCAAUUUUUACCAAAGCCUGCAACCAUUAAAUCAUAGGCAACUAUAAGACAGGCUUGUAAAUAAUCUCGAUGUUGUAAAAACAGUUGCCUUAUUUGAGUUAGACAAGACACACAGAUAAAUGGACUACCGAUUUUAAGAUAUAGCCCCUGCAUUUAUGUAUGAUAUACACAUGUAGAUGAUAUACUAGUAAUAUUGUACUAAGUAAAAGCUGACUUGCUGCUUUCAAUGCACCAUUGUAUAGUGUUCUAUGCAACCCAAUAUUCAUGUACUGUAUGGUGUAUGACAUUUAAUGUUCACCCUGUUCUAUGAAGAAAUCUGUGAAGUGAUUUCAAGA
Molecule: messenger RNA, 2444 nt
Organism: Branchiostoma floridae (Florida lancelet)
Lineage: Eukaryota; Metazoa; Chordata; Leptocardii; Amphioxiformes; Branchiostomatidae
Product: protein FAM221B-like
Exons: 7
Coding region: 45-1157 (370 amino acids)
Source: RefSeq, a predicted model, not a curated record